AUGUAUGGCAGCAACCACAACCACAUACUUGGAAUCUUGAAAACAGGUCCUUUAAGAGCAUCUUUAAUGGGUGAUUCCAUUCAACUUUUUCCUGACACUUUGAGAAAUUUACCGUUAAAGAAGCAGAGAAACAAGUUCCCUCACAGAUUUCCUAUAUUCCAACCGCAAAAUCAAAAUUCACAAACACCCCAUUUUCCAUUUUCGUCCAUAUUUAACCCCUCUAUCGGAAAUGUUACUCCAACUUCCUUGCCGUUUCCAACUCAAUUCAGUGCAUCAAGACAUAACUCAUCUGGUGUUGGUGGCUCUUCUAAUCCAUCCUCUCAGACUCCUAUACAAUCUAGUCCAAAUUCGCAAUAUUCAGAUUUUGCCAACCUUUGUAGAUUAGAUGCUAUCGACCUUAAUGAUGAUGAUAUUGAAGAUCGGAGACAAGAUAGUAUUCAACACUGGCAUUGGAAAGAGGAUGAGAUGCUGAUCAGUGGAUGGUUAAAUGUUUCAACUGACCCUGUAGUUGGUACCGAUCAAAAGGGGGAAACAUUUUGGAGUCGAAUUCAUAGCUACUGUGUAGAAUUUUGCUCUGACAUGAUAAGGGAGGUAGUUGCAUCUAGUCGAAACAUAAGGAGUGGUUCGAACGCUGAUGAUAUAAAGGAGUUGGCUUAUAAACUUUAUUCCACAAAUUAUGGUCAAAAGUUCACUUUUGAGAGGCAUUGGAACAUGCUUCGGUUGGAGCAAAAAUGGAGAAGCCAACUACCUACACAGAGUGACGGCUCAAAGAGAACCAAGGUUAGUGCAACUGGAGCAUACUCAUCCUCAUCAAACCCAGAAACACCAUUGGCUGACGAACCCGGUGUGGACUCUCCCGUUCGCCCACAAGGAUCAUAG
Arachis ipaensis is the source of this 879-nucleotide messenger RNA. Lineage: Eukaryota; Viridiplantae; Streptophyta; Magnoliopsida; Fabales; Fabaceae. The record is from RefSeq and is a predicted model, not a curated record.